AUGAAAUCAGUAACACUUUCUUCAGCUGAUGACAAGAACCUCGUGCGGGCGGCAGUGCCUACUUCGAAAAUUUUCACUGCUGGAGUAGCACGUCUUCAUGUCGCUAGUCCAGACCCCUCCAAAUGGACAUACUCUCAGGUAUGGGGAGCUGCUGUCUUUUGUAUCGACAAGGCAAAGAACAAUUCCUUCUUUAUUCGACUAGUAGAUAUUCAAAAUGGUUCAGGUGUUAUUUGGGAGCAAGAGCUUUAUGAAGGAUUCAAGUAUGUGAAAGAUGCAAGCUACUUUCAUUCAUUCGAAACAGACGAUUGUUUAACAGCCUUGGAAUUCGUGGAUGAAGGAGAGGCAGAUGUAUUUUACAAAAAAGUUCAAGGGAGAGAUUCACUUACUGCCAAGGCCACGAUUGCUUCGACCGCCUCCUCUACUUUUGGACACAGGAAAACGCCAAGCUUAUCCAAUACUCUCAAUAAGCGAAGAAGCAAAAUCGACAAGAACCACAUUGGCAUGCCAGCAGACUUUAGACAUGUUGGACACAUUGGCUAUACACCAGGAAAGGGAUUCAGCGUACAAAACAACGACUCUGAGUGGAAUGGCAUUUUCGAGCAAUUGAAAGAGUUGGGUAUCUCUGCAGAUGAAAUCAAUGACAAUCAAGAAUUUAUCCAGGAUUUCUUGCAGCAAAAUGGCACGGCGCUUCCCUCUUCUCCACCUCCACAGCAGCAGGCGCCUACCGUUGCCACAGCGCCACCACCUAUUCAGACAUCGAGAAAGAAGGCGCCUCCCCCACCUCCACCUCCAGGCCGUCAUCAUGCACCACCACCUCCACCUCCUCCAAGACGAUCCAACAACAACCAUAGCUCGCCUCCACCUCCACCUCCUCCUGCUAGACAUCCAGGCCCUCCUGUACCUAAUCGUGGUAGGCCAGUGCCUGCUCCACCACCAAUUCCCUCCAUGGGCAAUGGAUCUCCUGCUCCUCCCGCACCUCCUCCACCUCCUCCAAUGGGCAGUGUGCCUCCUCCUCCCCCUCCUCCUCCAAUGUCGAAUGGCGGUGGAGCACCAGCAGCCCCUCCUCCUCCUCCUAUGGGCGUUCCUCCCGCUGCUGCUGCUGGUGGCGAUGGCAGAUCCAAUUUGAUGGCUUCUAUUCGUGCUGCUGGUGGCUUUGGUACAUUGAAAUCAUCGGGUAAACUUCGUGAAGCUGAAACUUCGGCACCACCUACGCCUUCCGUGGCUAACCAAGCAGCUGGAGCUGCUACUGGAGCUGCAGCGGGAGCAGCAGGAGGCAGUUUGGCUUCCAGUUUAGCGGAUGUUUUGAAACAACGUCAACAGGCUAUGCAAAGUGAUGAUGAAGACGACGAUGAUGAUGAGUGGGAGUAG
This is a messenger RNA of Mucor velutinosus, 1368 nucleotides long. RefSeq lists its product as uncharacterized. The coding region runs from base 1 to 1368 and encodes 455 amino acids. Gene Ontology annotation, molecular function: alpha-tubulin binding; actin binding; gamma-tubulin binding. Gene Ontology annotation, cellular component: recycling endosome; early endosome; WASH complex. The record is from RefSeq and is a predicted model, not a curated record. Lineage: Eukaryota; Fungi; Mucoromycota; Mucoromycetes; Mucorales; Mucoraceae. The transcript is spliced from 4 exons. Gene Ontology annotation, biological process: Arp2/3 complex-mediated actin nucleation; endocytic recycling; exocytosis.